AUGAACAGUCCAGAAGAGGGAAUUAUUUUGGACACAAUGAUGACUGAGUCUCCAAACACUUGCAUAAUACAUUUUCGAGUAUCUGCAAAUCGGGCAAUGGACACCGUUUCUGUAUUCUUCAAUCAUGCCUCAGUUCUUACAUCCACUGAAACCUGGGAUCCCGUUUUCUUGACUUUCUUGUUCUAUUUUUAUGAACGCGACACGUACAGACUAUCCACAUUCAGUGAGAUCACCAUUUCCAACACGUCCCGUCAAAUAAAGCGUCAACAGUUUGAUAGCACAACUUUACCCACAGGUGUAUCAACGUUCUAUCUUACCCUCAGAGCAAAUGAAUCGCAAUACAAAUCGUUUCGGUUGAGGUUCUCUGUCACCAUUACCCCUGUUUAUCGAUGUGCUCUUGUGCGCACUUCAAAACCCCAAAUUACAUCCACUGUGGAACAAAAUUUCCGACUGGAAUAUUACGUAUUCUAUCAACAGGGCUAUAUUCCAUGUCAAGAGCUUCAUCCCUUAGAUGAAAAGCUCUACACUCUGUGCAUACCGCGUGGUCUACUUUGCGAUACGCACACCAACUGUCCGGUCAUAAAUGAACGCAGUCUAGAUGAACCGCACGAUGUACGGCUUUGUCAAACGCCCAAACUUCUACGGAAAGUAGAUUUGGAAUUAGUUUUGGGCGUAUUAGCGGUUAUUCUGGUACUUCUUAUGAUUUUUGCCAUGGUCUUCACCAUUUCCGAUUACAAGCUGUGGUGCAAACGUAUCCGAGGUGGUUGUGCUCGACGUCGGGAGAAUUCUUUUGAUGAACGUUCUAUUGGUACUGAAUUUUCUCUUCCCAUAGCUCCGCCUCGUUAUGAAUCGGCCGAAGACAUGAACUUACGCCAGGCGGCUAUUUGUAAGCUAUGCAGCCCACAGAGUCCUGCUCCUCUUGCGUACGAAUCACCUCCAUCCUACACUCGUGAUAUGGAAGAUGAAACCGGCGUCUAUCCAACUUUUAUUCGACCCAUACACACGCGAAGAAGACCACGAUCAUCGUCCGCUAUCGGAUCUAGACGUCCGGUAUUUCGUCGUAGAAGAACAACUACCACUGACGCAUUCACGGAGGAUACCCGUUCAACCGAGUCAUGGGCUAUGUCGUAUUUGCACACGCAUGGUAUGGAUUCCUCGACAGAUUUGCCGAGUUAUCGAGACAUCGCUCCUCACCUCGCGUUUGACCAACGACCNUCAACACAUUCGGAUCGAAGGUGA
Messenger RNA from Echinostoma caproni, 1239 nucleotides. The record is from the annotation of a GenBank genome assembly. NCBI's taxonomy places the organism in Eukaryota, Metazoa, Platyhelminthes, Trematoda, Plagiorchiida, Echinostomatidae.